Molecule: messenger RNA, 1963 nt
Organism: Panicum virgatum (switchgrass)
Lineage: Eukaryota; Viridiplantae; Streptophyta; Magnoliopsida; Poales; Poaceae
Exons: 2
Coding region: 481-1821 (446 amino acids)
Biological process (GO): regulation of defense response to fungus
Source: RefSeq, a predicted model, not a curated record
CUUUCAACACCCGUGCGCGUUGCCCCGGCAGGCACCUACCGUCUCCUUCCGCUCGCGGCAACGGCGGUUUGGAGGCAGCAAUCUCGCCAUAACACCCUCUCUCGUUACAGCAAAUCUUCUCGUCGUGGCGCCAGCUUGCCCUCAGCCCAGGCCCCAGCGACUGCUUCCUAGCUGUUCCGAGCGACGACGCUUCUCCCGGUUCUUCCUCGUCCAGCUUCCUUCGGCCUCACGUCUCCUGGGUUUUCUUGGAACGGAGCAUCUCAUUCCUUGGGAAUUCCUGUCCUUCUGGAGAUCCGUGGAUGAAGAGGUCGAGGAAAAUCUGAGAGAGUUACCAAGGUGGUUCGGCGUCUAGGCGAGCCUAUCGACGACCGGUUCCUUCUCCGUGGCGUGCUGCGGCGCAGUUCUUGUCGGCGGCGCUCACGGAUCCCUGCCCUCAUCUCGCAGUGUUGCGCCGCACGCCGGGCCGCCGGCGCCACCGUCAUGCAGGCCGAGGAGGUGAGGUCGCGGUUCGGGCGGUGCCCGUACUGCCGCGCCAUGAUCUACCAGGACCUCACCGCCAUCAUCUUCUACUGCAGCAAGUGCCGCACGCCGAUCCGAGGCAAGAACCCGCGGCCGACCGACGAGACCGAGUACGCGCUCGCGCAGCUCGAGAUCCUCUCCGCCGACACCGCGUCGGUCUUCUCCGACGACGUUGAGCCGCCGAAUCCGAGGUCGGGCUGGGGCGUCGACGACGACGACGAUGGGCGGCUUCCGCUGGGGAGCAGGUCAACUACCGGUAGGAGCUUCGUGCCCAACAGCAGGCAGGGUACUGGAGCCGCGUCGUCCUCGCCGUACAGAGAGUCUGGCUCGGUCAGAGAAGGCCAAAGAAGCAGGGCAAUGAACUCCGGCCUGAACCGGGACAGCCAAACGGAGGCUGAGCGGAGCGCUUCGCCGCUGCGCAGUCGCGUGACCGAUCUCCGGCCGUCGUCGAGGAGAACCAGGCGAUUGAGCAGCGGCGAUGUGGACGCGCGCAGCGGCGCAGGAUCGGGCACCGACUCGGAGUCCGACGUGCCGGCGCCGGCCACGUCUUACCGGCGGCGGGCGUCGCCGCUGAGCUCCCAGGAACUCGACGUGGCGUCGGUCCUGUCUGGACUCGAGCCGAUCAGUAUCGAGAAGUCGCCGCUGAGUGACCCAGCGUUCCAGAAGGACCUCCUGCUGGCGCUGGACAACCUCCGGAAGCUCAUCGCCGCCGUCGACCACCCGCGCAGCAUCGAAGGGCACUGGCAGGGCAUGAUGCCCCGGCUGAGCGCGUCCUGCAACGGCGACAGCGGCGGCGGCAAGCGUCCGAUCACAAGGCGCAGCUCCCGCCUCAUGCGCCGGCUGGAGUCGCAUCUCACGCGGGCAUUGCCCGCGGAGCGCCCGCGCCGGGACGCGAGCACCUCGUCGGCGUCGAGCAGUCGGCGCGGCGGCCUCAGGCCGCGGGCGCGCCACUGCCGGCCGCUGCUGGGCGGCACGCCGUUCGUGGUCUGCGACGGGUGCUCGGAGAUACUGCAGCUGCCGGCCGCGCUGCCCGCCGGCAGAGUCUCCAGGCUUAAGUGCGGUGGCUGCGGCGAAGCGUUCGAGCUGACGCUGCCGGCGGCGAGCGGCUCGACGGACCGGCCGAAUAGGAUCUUUUCCGCGCCGCAGCCUGCCGCCGGCGGCGCGGAGGACACCGAGCAUGCGCUCGCGUGGAGCAACCUGAGUGGCGAGCAGCCACGGCCGGCGGGGCCGCUUCACCGCGUGCUGGGGUACAGCUCCGUCAGCUCGGUUCUUCGGAGCCGGCGGUACGACCAGCACAACUGAGCAUUUGUCUUGUACAUUAAUUUAGGUGUAAAUCGCAACGAGUCCGAUCAAUUUUGGGGGAUUUUCGUGAAGAAAUGCGAGUUUUUUUUCCAUUCAUUGUGUAUUCUUUUAGCAAGCAUUCGUAAUGAAUUUGUAUUUGUCC